AUGGAAAUUAACAAUUCUGGCCGUUCACGUCCAUUAAGUUUACCAAAGUCUCCAAAACGAGGAAGAAAUUUAUUACUUCCUAAGAUAGAACAGACUCGCAAACUUAUAAACCAAAUAUUAAUUAAGCUAAAGAAAAGGAAGAAACCACCUUCUCCUUUUCAAAAUUUGAGUGGUUCGCCAUUAAAUGAAGAUAAUAAUGUAUUUAAUGCCGAUGAUACUUGCGAUUUGUUAAUUCAUCUUAGAGAUGUAUUAGUGCAAAAUAUAUUUUUUAUUAGAAUGUCUGCUACACCACCCGAAUCACCAUAUGCUUCGCGAGAACCUUCACCCAAUCGAUCUCGUUCGCCGUCACCAUCGCAUACUAGACGCGAUAUACCAAAUCGAAACAAAAGUUUUGGUAUACUUGAACGCAUAUUAGAAGUGUUAUAUGAUAUUGUUCAAAAUGACUGUCGUUAUAAAGUUAUCACACCAAGGCCAUUUCGUCCACCUCAUUCUUUACAUUCAAUUGUACUUGAUGUUGCUCACUUAUUAGUUGAACAAAACCCUUAUUCACCGGGUUGGCUGUAUGAAUUGGGAAUGGCAAUGAUACCUGGGUUUAAUUUUUUUAAUGAUGUCUUACAUGCAAGGCUAUUAAUAUUUUAUAAUGAUGUCUUAAUCCCACAUUUGAUGGCUUGUCAAAGGGAAUUAAUAAAAUUUGAAAAUUCAUCAUAUAUCAACAUAACAAUAAAUUCGGAAGAAUCAGCAGCAACACAUUCACCACGUUCGGUAAAUUUGUUAAAAUCUAAUGCCGAUAGAUCAGAUGAUGAACAUAGUUUCAAUCGUAGGCAGAGUGCGGCUAGAAAGUUAUCAAGAAGACUUUCUAUUUCAUAUACUGGAGAUCUUGAAAUUGAUGCUUAUUAUAUUGAUUCAAUGUUUACUCCUUUAUUAUAUUCGAUUAUGCAAUUUAUUUCAGUUGAGAAUUCUUCUUUAGAAACGUUAUAUCAGAUGCAUCGAACUAUUGGAAUUAUGGUUCAAAAUAAGCCGGACCUCUAUAAUGAUGUUAUAGAAAUUAUUGCACAUGGUGAUACAAUUAGUCGUAAUCAGGCUGUAAUUAUUUUAUUUUACUUUUGGAGAAAUAGUACUGGGCAUCUUUCAAUUGGAGAAGCUCUUCCAAGUGUUGGAUAUAUGCAUGAUUUGUCGACUAAGGAGAAAAAAAAUGAUAUUCAAAAAAAUUCAAAGAAAGUUUCAGUAUCCAUUCUAAAAGAUGUUCAUAAUCAUCAAUUUUUGCCGCAUAUUUUUCUUGACACUCAAGACAGCAAAGAAAUUAAACAUGCUUCUAUAGUGGAUAUGCAUGGUCAAUUUAUACCAACUGAACAUCCACAUGCGUGUGUUCAAUGCUUUAAACCGGUAUCUGAUUUUGGUUUACGAUGUGGUGGCUGUAAACUAAAUGUUCAUUUUACAUGUUAUAAUUUAACUGAUGGAGGAUGUUUGGAAGAAUAUUCGUUAAAUUCAGGAGUACACAAGUUAUCAACACCAAGAUAUUGUGAUAUAAUUCAUGGUUCCAGAAAAGCUAUUUACAAUGAUCCUUCGAAAAACAAUAAUUCUCAAACUGCUAUCGUUUCUGAGAUUGUUGCUGGACACGCUUUUCGCCUCGCAAAUUUUUUUACUUUGGUAUUAUGUAUAGUUUGUCGAAUGCCUUUAUGGGGUGUGAUGAAUCAAGGUUAUCGGUGUGAAUCUUGCAAUAAAUUUAUACAUCAUCGAUGUAUGAAAUCUAACGAAUUGAAAAAACAAUUCACUUGUCAGUUUUCGCCCAUGAAUGAAGAUGAUGCAUUGAUUGAACGCGAAAUGCUUAGUCUUAGUUUUAAAACUUAUUACGAGAAUAUCUUGAUACCCGAAGAAAAUAUUUCUAAUUAUAGCUUUGAAGAAUUAUCCAUAAUGAUGACAAUUUUACAAAUGCAAGAGAAUAUAUUGCGUAAUGGAAUUAUGGCUGGAUGUUUGAUUAUCAAACCAAAAUACCAUAAUCCUCUUACCCCAAUAACAGAACCAUUUGAAAAUUUUUAUGAGUUGCAAGAGUUUUUUGAACUUUAUAGAUCAUAUCUCGGAGGGAGAAAGGUAUCAUUAUCGGUAAUAUCAAGUGAAUAUUGGGAAGGCAUUGGUAAAAAUCCUCCUUUAUGGUUAAUUUCUUGCGAGGAUUAUCUUGCACAUUUAGCAUCUAUUAUGAAAAAUUCGGAUGAUUCGGAAUCCGAAUUUGUAGAUCGUCACUUAAGCGUUUAUACUGCAGCUACUUUAACAGCGUCUUCACCGGAAUAUUCUUAUAAUUCUACAGGGAUUUUGACCAUAAAGGAAAUUAUGAAAUGGUUGCGAAAAAACCUUGGAUUUCAUAGUUCUUAUGCUUCAAAGGUUUUCUUGCAGCAAAUGGUCAACUAUGGAUUUUUGGAACAUAUUGAUGGGCAUCCAAUAUUAUUUUAUGAUGAAUCUGAAGGAAAGCAGUUGGACUAUGAUGUUACAUUUCCUUUACCGUUUGUUAUUGAAUGUUCUCCAACGGUAGAGUCUUUAAUAACCGCAAUUAGCGCAUGCUUAUCGGAUAUUAGCAUUUCAACAAAUGAAUGUGGAUUAUUAUUGAUGACAAGACGUUGUUGGCCAGAUUCAUUUUUGUCAAGAUACGUAUUAGAAAGAUUAAUGUAUGCUGUAAUCAAAUGGGUAUGUGAUGAAGAUGAUAAGCUACUUAUAAUUGCACGUGAAUAUACUCCAUCUCAUCUCAGACUUCCUGGAGUUCGUGAUGAAAUAGAGGAUAAAAGGGGAUGUGCAACUCAAAGAACAUCAUCAUUGGCACCUAGUUCUGCUGGUGGUGGUGCUUAUAUCAUAUGUCGUAAAAUGUUAAGAGAAAAAUAUAUAGUGAACUGGAUGUCUGCAAUUCAUGAUAUGAAUCAGGGUUUGUUUUGUGAUAUCGUUUUUGACCAAAUAGAAAUGUUGCAUGAAAACAACGAUGAAGAGGAUGCAGUAAAUGAAACUGAACUUCAAAGUCAUGAUCGUAUAUUAAAAUUUAUGAUUAGAUUAUGGCAUGCCGGGCUACUUUUUUCUGCGUUUAAUGACAUGAUUGCUCGAUGGUUAGAUGACGUUUAUCAUAUAAUGAAACAUCAAUCCAAUAUUUUUGUGGAAAUGAAAACUUUAUACAAAAUCUUUAACGUGUCAAAAUCAAUGCAGCGCUUUAGUACUACGGAUCAAAUUCUUUUGUCAACCGAAAAUUACCAUGGCGAUAUAACAGAUCCCAUUUCAUUAUUAACACAGCUUUUCAAAGAAGGAGAUGCCGUUGAAAUAACCCGAGCAUUGCAAUGGAUGGAAGUGAUGGUUCGUUCCGGUGUUGGCCUUUCAGGUUCAAUAUUCUCUGAUUUCCUUCCAUAUCUGGCAAAUCUUACGCCAUCUAUCGAACAAUACGUUACAUUUAUGGAGGUUAUGUGGUAUCAAGUUAUGAAUGGUCUUGGGCAGCUUCUUGUACGAAGCAACAUUCAAAAAAUUAUUUCAGAUGUUAAUGAUUUAUCCUUUGAAAAGAUCCAAAAGAUAAAUGAAGGGGGAUACGGUACAGAAAUUGCUAGUGCGAGAUCUUUUAUCAAAGCUACGCUUGCAUUGUCUUUAUAUUCUUAUAAUUGCCCAUUGGAAAUGAUAUAUAACAUCGGAAUAUUUGAUUCGCUACCAGCAAAGACAUUUAUUUUAAGUCAACAUAAAAGAUUAUCUAGUCUUAAGGACUCAACUCCUGGAUCUAAUAUUACUGCCGAUAAUCCUUUAAUGUUAUGCUUGUUGAAGUAUGCUAGAUUCGAAAAAUUAGAAGUUCGCGGAGAUAUAGUGAAAGGGUUUUGGAGAUUUUAUACUUCGGCAGGUUUAAUCUUCAAUAAAAAUGAAUUUAUUAAUAAUUGUAUUCCUAAACUUCUUCCAAGCGUAUGGGAGGAAUUGUCUCCAUUAUAUGAUAUAUCAUCAGAUAUGACUUUGCAACUUUUGAUGAGAAUUGUUUGGGCGGAUUCUAGGUUCUUUCUUGCUUCAGUCAGUAAAGUAUUCGAACAUUCUAGUUGGGAAAUUAGAUUCGAUGGUCUUGAUAACUUGUAUGGGCUGUUUUCUAAGUUGGAAGAAAGACAUGAAAUACAAAGAGCCGGAGUUUUCACAUAUUUAGGACCAAUAUUUAGUUACUUGGUUGGAUGCUUAUGGGAUGAAGAGGAAUUUGUUAGGACAAAGGCUAUAAGUUAUAUAAGAUCUUUGCAACCGCGACACGUGCGUUUAGCUUUUAAAUGUUGGGAAGGAUAUUUUUUUACAGCAAGUAUUCAUGCUUUAACUCAAGAAAAUGAUGAAGCUGAACAAGUUUCUACUGUUGAUAUUUUGGAAAGUUAUAUGAGACCAGAUAGUAUUUUGGUUAUAGGAUUGAAACAACAAGUUCAAGAUGAUGGAAAUUCGACUCCAGGACAAAGAGUUGCUGAAUUACAAAAUUUGAAGGUUAUAAUGCUAACGCUUGCCCUGCAGAUGUUAGCAAAUGGCAUUGAAAUGACUCAAGAACAAAUAACAACUUUAAAAUAUUUGGUGGUAACUCAUUUAGGGUUUAAAAAUGUUAAAUAUGAAUUUGUUAAUGGAAAGCUUAAUUUAACUUCAAUUGGAGAUUUUGAAUAUAUUCCCGAUGAUUUUACACAAAAUAUGAUGAUGAUAUCAUGUUUAGGAAAUCUUAAGAGAGUAUUGGAUGCACCAAUUUAUUUAAAGGCAUCAAAUAAUGCCGAACCAGAACAGGAAGAAGAAUUAGCAGGAGUAUAUUUUGUAGAUGUCGUUUUAGGGUUAUUUUAUUCUUCAGUGGAUAUGUCAACUUUAAGUCAUCUUAUGCUUAAAAGUUGGAUUGAAUUAUUACUUAUAAUUGUUUAUAAGCAUAAGAUUGAGGAGAAGCGUAAUAAUCAAUUAGAAGAACAUUUAGUGAGUGCUAUGAGGAAAUCUUCUGAAUUACUAUCCAAAGAUAUAACAGAAGAAAACAAACAACUUAUUAUAGAGGUUUCCACCACCUUAUUAAAAAGAGCUCCAAUGUUAACAGUUAACAUAUUAGGAAAAUAUAUUAUUACAUUGGGAAAGUUAUUGACAAACUUAGGAAAUGACUCAUCAAGUUCUUUGGUUAUGAGUGCAAAGAUAUUUUUACGAACUGCCUUUUUAAGUUUUGCAAGAAACGGAUUAUUUGUUUUAAUUUUUAAGAAUCAAAGCGUUGCCGACGAAACUAAUACUGAACUUGAUAUGUUUCGAGUAUUACGUGAAAUAAUAAGAGAUGAAGUUAUUCCAUCAGAAGAUGAAAAUGCUGAACCAGCCUAUCUUCGUGUCGAGCCAAUAAGAGAUGUUAUAAAUCAAUUAUUUAAAUUUACAAAUAGUAAAAUUGUCUCGACUAUAUUGUAUAACUUGAAUAGAUACGUUGAAUUGGUUUAUUCGAAGCCUUAUAGUGAACAAUUAAUGAUAGAUUUGGGAACAUUUUUAACAAAAUUGACUAAAUAUACUACUGAAUGGAAGCGUGUUGACUGGGAUGUUAAUCCUAUACUUAAUAUGAUUUCAAUUAUAAUUAAGGAUAAUCUGUUCUAUGCAAAGCAUUUGAUUCAUCCUGUAAAAAACUUCUUGAAACACGUAAUUAGUAAAUGUGGACCUACAAUAGAAUCAUUUGUAAAAGUUUUGGCAGCUUAUAAUGCGAUAAUUGAAGUCUCCCCAUCCGAAACAAUAAAUGUGUUUGGUGAAGUGUUACUUGAUGAAAUAAAGACAUUUUAUAAGGGAGCCAGAAACAGAUUGAAUCGAGAUACUUUAAUAAUCUUAUUACAGCUUGUAUUAUGGGAUAUGCAACCAUCAGCACAUUUAUGGUUUAAAAAUAUCGAACAAAGAAUUAAACUUAAUUUUACAAAUCAACCACGCAAACCUUUUUUUUCAAAUGUUUCGGAAUUUUUAUUUGAAGAUUGUAUAACUUUCUUAGAAAAUCCCCCUAUAAUAAAACAAUAUUCGAAACAAGAUUUUAAAGUUGGAGUAUGUGCAAGUCAAUUAGCCGUUGCCAUGUGUAGUCAAAAAUAUGAUUUAUUGACAAAAAUUUUUUUAUGGCAAAAGCAAACGGACUCUAGACGCACAAUUCGAUUAUUAAAUUGGAUUUUAUUGGGAAUUUUAAAAGCGGAUUCUUCAGCAGGAUUAAUUUCAACAAUAUUCGAUUUUCAAGAUAAUAUUACAGAUUUAUUGUCAAUCGCACUUAAAUCACCAUUUAAUGAAUUGGAAACAGGGGAUGUAAAUUAUCUAUAUACAACAUCAGGAGAAUUGGCUUAUCAAUCAUUUGUUUUAGUAAAAAUUUGGACGAUGCUUUGUUCACAAAAUUCUGAACCGAGAGAGAAAAGUAAAGUUAACGGAGCACCUAGAAUACAUCAAAGAUUAGUUACUAAUUUAACAAUGUCUGAAAGAAGAUUUUGGAAUUUUAUUUGGCCCAAUAUUAGAAAACAAUUGAUUAGUGUUACUGAUGAGAAAAAUAUUCUUCCUAACGGAAUUCCUUAUUGGGAGAUGUUUAUGGACUUGAUAACAUUUCUCCAUUUAAUUGGUAGUGAUAUUGUUAUGUUAUAUUCUCAAGAAUGGUGUAUGCUAUUAGAUAGUCUCAUUGAUGAGAAUGAAGAAGAGAAUAGUGAAUUUCAUCAUAAAAUAAAACAAGCAAGAUCAAUGUUCGAUGAUCCACCGUUAAUGAUGCAACAAGAUAUGUUAAUUACACAAUUGUUUAUGGAAAUGAGAGAAGCCAUGAGAUUAUAUUUUGAGAUAAAUAAUAGUAAUGCAGUAAAAAAAUUUAAAUAUUGUAAAUUUGUUAUAAAACAUCAUUUAUAA
Molecule: messenger RNA, 6819 nt
Organism: Funneliformis geosporum
Lineage: Eukaryota; Fungi; Glomeromycota; Glomeromycetes; Glomerales; Glomeraceae
Source: the annotation of a GenBank genome assembly